Molecule: messenger RNA, 609 nt
Organism: Acanthosepion pharaonis
Lineage: Eukaryota; Metazoa; Mollusca; Cephalopoda; Sepiida; Sepiidae
Source: the annotation of a GenBank genome assembly
AUGUUUCUAUCUAUCCAUCCCAGUCUUUUGAAGAGGAGUAGAGGUAUCCUUGUAAGUCUAUUUCAACUCCAUACUCCUGACACUUGUUGUUUCUAUCUAUCUCAGUCUAAUAUCUAUCUCAGUCUGUUCCACAUCAGUAACGUCUGUUACAUCUUGAUCCUGGUUCUAUGCCAUUCAUCUAUUGACCACUGCCCCCCCAAACUCUCUUCCGCUACCAAGGCAGACUCUCCUUCCUGUUCAACUGCAUCUUCCAUGCCUGAGCCAACUGGAACCGUCCAUGUCCACCAAACUGCCCUUGUCUUUCACAGACCAUCUCAGUCCGUUCACGUUCAAUAUAUUUUCUUCUUCCCUCCUGCAAUCACUUGCAGCCAUCUCCCAGGGAACAUCCUGACCCCAGUCCUGUCAAUCCAUCCCAGUCUUAUCCAUGCAUCCAUACGGAUAAUUGCAUCCCAGUCCGUCCAUCCAUCCAUCCACAUCCCACCGCUACGUCCAUCCAUAUCCCAUGUAAUUAAUCCAUCCAUCCCCAGUGAUGACAGUCUAUGGCCACCCAGUUUGUUCAUCCAUCUAUCCCAAGUAUGCAUCCAUCCCAGUCCGUUUCUGAAGCCAUAG